Labeo rohita (rohu) is the source of this 2382-nucleotide messenger RNA. It is a transcript of the gene iftap, whose product is annotated as intraflagellar transport associated protein. Gene Ontology annotation, biological process: spermatogenesis; acrosome reaction. NCBI's taxonomy places the organism in Eukaryota, Metazoa, Chordata, Actinopteri, Cypriniformes, Cyprinidae. Gene Ontology annotation, molecular function: intraciliary transport particle A binding. The record is from RefSeq and is a predicted model, not a curated record. Gene Ontology annotation, cellular component: cytosol; 9+0 non-motile cilium. The transcript has 7 exons. The coding region runs from base 79 to 768 and encodes 229 amino acids.
UACAAUCAAACGACUACAUUACCCAGCAUCCACUGCGAAACUGCCGCUUCUCGUUCUACAUUCAAACGGUUUGACAGGAUGCCUGGUUUAGUUAACGGUUCAGUUGUGGGCGAUCAUGACCAAGCCUUAACUGAAGCUCUGGAGCAGUUCUGCAACUCCCCGGAGCAAACGUAUGAGCAGUUCCUUUCCACCUUCACGUACCUGACCCCAGAGAAUGUGAGUGAUCCACGAUUGACUGCUCCUAGAGGACAUGGAGACCCGUCCCAGAGAGAGAUGGACAGCAGCCGAGAGCGACAAAGAGAGCAUGAAGUGACAGAGAUGGAGGAGAGUGUAUACAGACGGAUGGGACAGGCAAAUCGCUGCUCACCGACUGCUGAUCAGGAAGAGGUGAUGUUGGAUGGCGGUUGUGUUGGAGGGAGACUGGGUGGUACGUCAGGCUCUGCUCCGGAUAGACCUGUGAAGUUCGAUAAUUAUCUGGAAGAUUCGGAGGCUGAAGAGGAAAAUGCUGGCACUACAGCCACAUCCACACUACCAGGUGAGAUUGAAGAAGAUCUGAUAGCUGUCUCCUCUUCAUCGCUCUGUCACCGCACACUGCUGGAGAUCUCCUCGACUUUCAUAGACCAGAACACACACACUCCCAGUGCAGCUGAGAAUCAGGAUGAAAGCGAGGAGGUUGUUCCUUUCCAUCUGGAUGAGAACUUUGAUUACGACAACGUCGUGCUGUCUCGCAAAUACGCCAUCCAGGAACAGAACGGCAGACCAUCUUGAGCUGUAAAUGAAUGUAACUCUGGCAAAUGCUUCUAACAACUCUGGUUUUACAGAGUAAAGUCCUUGUUAACAUGAUAAUGAUGAUUUUAUUUCGCCAAAGAAUUAGGAGGAAGACAGAUCGGCUCUUUGGAGUGUUAAUUCUGCGGUUUGUAGAAUCUGUUUUCCAGUCUUGGACAUGUUUAAAAAAGUAAUUAGUUAUAGUUACUAGUUACUUCUCACAAAUACACUGUAAAAAAUAAAAAACACAAUUUGUUGAGUCAGCUUAAAAUAAUUUGUUACCCUGCUGCCUUAAUAUUUUAAGUUCAGUCAACUAAAAUAAGUUUAGUCAACUUGAAAUGUUAAGUUGUACUAAGUAACAACUUAGAUAUUUGUGUUUGCUAAACUUAACAGAUGGGUAAGUAACCCAGCAGCCUUAAAAUUUUAAGUUGAUUCAACUCAAAUAUCUAAGUUGUCACUUAGUAUAAUUUAACAUUUCAAGUUGAAUAAACUUUUUUUGAGUUAACUGAACUUAAAAUUUUAAGGCAGCCAGGAUACAAAUUAUUUUAAGUUGACUCAACAAAUUGUUUUUUACAGUGUAGUAACUGAGUUAGUAACCAUUAUAAAAGUAACUAAUUACCAAGGAAAAUAACUAUUAUAUAACUUUUUGUUUUUUAAAAAUGUCAAAUGUGUAAAAUAACUUGGAUGCCCCCAAUAUUAAAUACGAAAAAUUAACUAAAUUUAAAUUAAAAUAUAGCUGCAAGCAGCAAACGCGGGGCCAAGCAUGGCACGGAGUGCCAAACCAACUGAAACAAUGAGGAAUUACAGCCAUUUUAGGAUGAUUUUAGUCAAAAUUGCUGACAAAAUCAUAAAAACAACCACUAGUGAUAUGAUUUAAUGGGUUAUCCCUUUUGACCAAUAGGUGGCGCUGUUAUCAAAUCGAUGUGGUAUGGUCAGUGUAUGGAGACAAUUGCUUGUACAAAGUUUGGUGUUAAUAUGUCAAAGCUUUGCAGAGAUACAGUCUCAGACGUAGUCUGGCAUCAUGCCUCAAAUUUGUUGCAUCACUAUACGAAAAUGGUAAUGUCUAUUGACACUACAUCUAUAACAUUUUGUCAGCACAGUCUGAAGAUGAUCUGAUUUGAUUUUGGUGAAAACUGGACCAACGUUUGAGGAGAAGUUUGAAAAAGUAGGUUUUCAACAGAAAUCAUCAUAAAAUCAUUACAGUAGGCUAAUGCAAACUAAAGUUAUUAGCAUUUUUGGAAAUUUCAUAAUUAAUGGUUAAAGGAGAAGUCCACUUUCCAGAACAACAAUUUACAAAUAAUUUACUCACCCGCUUGUCAUCCAAGAUGUUCACGUCUUUCUCUCUUCAGUCGUAAAGAAAUUAUGUUUUUUGAGGAAAACAUUUCAGCAUUUUUCUUCAUAUAAUGGACUGAUAUGGUGUCCCGAUUUUGAACUUCCAAAAUGUAGUUUAAAUACAGUUUCAAACAAUCCCAAAUGCGGUUGUAACCAAUCCCAGCCGAGGAAGAAGGGUCUUAUCUAGUAUAAAAAGUAUAUAAAGUAUAUAAAUUGUUUUUUCUUUUUAAUGAAAAUAACCGAUCGUUACGCUAGAUAAGAUCCUUCUUCCUCAGCUGGGAUCAU